Messenger RNA from Thalassophryne amazonica, 7269 nucleotides. RefSeq names its product mediator complex subunit 13a (gene med13a). Gene Ontology annotation, molecular function: transcription coregulator activity. The transcript is spliced from 30 exons. Bases 205 to 6687 code for a protein of 2160 amino acids. NCBI's taxonomy places the organism in Eukaryota, Metazoa, Chordata, Actinopteri, Batrachoidiformes, Batrachoididae. Gene Ontology annotation, cellular component: mediator complex. Gene Ontology annotation, biological process: regulation of transcription by RNA polymerase II. The record is from RefSeq and is a predicted model, not a curated record.
AGGGAGGGAGGAGGAGGGGGAGAGAUGCGGUCUUUAGGGUGUUGAAUUAACUCCUUCAGCCAAAUGUUACAAGAAAACAAAGAUUUUUCGCCGAAUAAAAGCCUGCAUAUCUGAGAAAAAAAACCCUCCCUGCCGACAGACAAAUUGUUGUUUAUUUCCCGGGAAGUGAAAAAGAUGGAGAGUUGGCUCUUGCAGUGAAGAAGGAUGAGUUCUUGUUUUGUACCGAACGGGGCCAGUCUGGAAGAUUGCCAUUCCAAUCUAUUCUGUCUGGCUGACUUAACAGGGAUCAAAUGGAAGAGGUUUGUGUGGCAGGGUCCUACCUCUGCACCCAUCCUGUUCCCGGUGACAGAGGAGGACCCCAUCCUGUGCAGCUUCAGCCGCUGCCUGAAAGCCGACGUGCUGAGUGUGUGGCGACGAAGCCAACGGCAGGGCAGGAGGGAACUAUGGCUUUUUUGGUGGGGGGAUGACCCCAACUUUGCUGAGCUCAUCCAUCAUGAACUUGCAGCUGAGGAUGAUGGGCUGUGGGAGAAUGGUCUAUCCUAUGAGUGUCGUACGCUUUUGUUCAAAGCCAUCCACAACUUGCUGGAGCGCUGCCUCAUGAAUCGCAGCUUUGUUCGCAUCGGCAAGUGGUUUGUCAAACCCUACGAGAAGGAUGAGAAGCCCAUCAACAAGAGUGAACAUCUGUCAUGCGCCUUCACCUUCUUCUUGCAUGGUGAAAGUAAUGUGUGCGCCAGUGUGGAGAUCAACCAGCACCAGCCUGUCUACCACCUGACUGAGGAGCACCUCUCUCUGGCUCAGCAAGCAUCCAGCCCCUUCCAAGUGAUCCUGAGUCCUUUUGGCCUGAAUGGGACCUUGACUGGCCAGUCAUUCAAGAUGUCAGACCCGCCCACCCAGAAGUUGAUAGAGGAGUGGAACCAGUUCUAUCCCAUCAGCCCCAGUGCCAAGGAGAGUGUUUUGGAGGACAAGGUGGAAGACAUGGACUGGGAAGAUGACUCUCUGGCCUCAGUGGAGGUUCUUGUCGGUGGUGUACGCAUGGUGUAUCCCUCCUGCCUGGUGCUGGUGCCCCAGUCAGACAUCCCCGUUGUUGCCCCUAUGGGGUCAUCCCACUGCACUGCCGUCUACUCGGGUGGCUACCAAGUGCCUGCUUCCCAGCGUGAGCCUGCCAUGUCUUUGGUGACCCUCACCCCACCCACAUCACCUGAGGAGGUGCAGACAGUGGACUCUUACUCAGCCCAGAAGUGGGUCAAAAUGCCUUCGUCAUCUGAUACAUUCAUCGUAGACAGGACCAGCCAUCAUGGAGGCACAAUCCCACGGCGGCUAGCUGGUCAGGUGUUGGAGCGCGUCUGGCAAGAGUGCAAUAUCAACCGAGCCCAGAACAAGCGGAAGAUCUCAGCUGUAUCAAAUGGUACUUGUGAGGAUGAGCUGGCUGAGAAAGUAGGAGCCUGGGAUUUUGUGGAAUCUUCACAGAGGUCAUUCUGCAGCUGUUCCAGACACAAAUCUGUGAAGCAGCGAAUGGGGUGUACUGUUGGACAAACACAAACAGCAGGCCAGUCUGCCCAGCCUCUGACGAAGCACAAAACUGGUGGUGAGAAGCCAGAGAAAGGUGAGAAGCAGCAGAAAAGGCCCCAGAUGCCAUUCCAUCAUCGCAGCCUGACUAGUGAUGAUGCUUCACUAGAAACUGAGCGAACAGCAGGCCAGAGGUUAGCCAUGAGAAGCCAGGAUAGUGGAAGAUUCUCUAGUAUGCGCCCGGCGGAUGUGUCUACAAUCCAAAAAGCCCCCCAACUCCACAGUGGCGGAGUUAACACUGGGCUGUCAGAACAGGUCAAUUCUCCACAGCCUCCACCACUUAGCCCCCACCCCUGUGAAGAUAACGAAGAGUCAGGGGAGAACAUGAAGAACCCUUCAACCCCCAACAGUCAACACUUUUACCAGCCGCAGCCAGAGCCCUGCUUAGUGGGGAUGAAGGGUGGUGGCGAGGAACCUGGAGGCCCAGAGAGUCUAAUUCAGCACUUCCACUCCCACCACCCACAUCCCCACCCUGGAGCCUCAGAAUACCCUGAACCGCCAGAGCCCACUGUGUAUGUGGGUACAGCAGUGAGCCUGGAGAACGACAGCUCCCAUUCUCCAUGGCGGUUCUUCAAUCUGCCUCGCAGGAAAGAAGCUGAGUUGUCCACACCGUUGCUGCCAGGAGACAGGUUGAGGGAUGAAGCCUCAGGGUCACAGGACAACCUGGUCUCCGCUACAGAAGCUAUGUCCAUAUCCAAAUGGCCCUUGAAAGUGUCGGAGGAGCGUGUAAAAAUGUACCAUGCCAGGAGAAACCAGUAUCUAUCUGCUGCCAUAACUGACGUGGAUCAUGAGCCAGAAGUUGACCCUUACGCCUUUGAGGAAGGUGAUGUCAAGUUCACAUUCUCCAACAAGAAGGAUAAGUCAGGCGGGGAGCGUGAGCCAGGCAAGAAACAUAAGGGAGAAGAUGGAGGAGCAGGCCCGUCUGAUGAUGCUCAGCGGGCAGCUGCUCACAAUCGCAUGGCUUCCACGAGCCUGAUCCAUGAGACGGACCUGGUGGUGUCAAUCAACGACCUCGACAACCUCUUCAACUCUGAUGAGGAUGAUCUAACUCCUGGUUCCAGGCGACCAGUGAAUGGAACAGAUGAAAAAUUUGGCACCAAGGAAGCAAAAGCAUCCACAUUGGACCCUGUGUCCUGCAUUAGUUCUGCGGAUUUGCACCAGAUGUUUCCAACACCUCCCUCCCUGGAGCAGCACAUUAUGGGCUAUUCACCCAUGAACAUGUGCAGCAAGGACUGCAGCAGCAUGGACCUUGCUCCUGGCAUGACCACAUUGGAUGGCAUCUCAUCCCUUGGAAGCCAUUUCAAGAUAGAGGUGGAGGAGAGCUUCUGCAGCCCAAAGCCAUCUGAGAUCAAGGACUAUUCCUUUGUGUACAAGCCAGACCUGUGCCAGGCGUUUGUUGGCUGCUCAAUGUUUGCUCCUCUAAAGACAUUACCAAGCCAAUCUCUUCCACCUGUCAAGUUACCAGAGGAUUGCAUCUACCGACCAAGCUGGACUAUGGGCAGAGAGAUCCUCAGUCAUGUGCCUGUCAUGACCUUCCUCAACAAGGACAGUAACAUCCCCAGUGUGGGAAGCACCAUGGACCAGGACUACAGCCAAACCUACACCCCGCAGACCCACACACCCUUCAUGUCAAACAGUGCUCCACCAAGUAACAGCGGCACUGGCAUCUUGCCUUCACCUGCCACCCCACGUUUCUCUGCUCCCACCCCACGGACUCCCCGAACCCCACGCACACCCCGCGGCCCUGCCAGUGUCCAGGGAUCACUCAAGUAUGAUAACUCUGAUCUGUACUCGCCAGCAUCCACCCCCUCCACCUGUCGACCACUAAACUCUGUGGAGCCAGCUACAGUACCCUCCAUCCCUGAGGCCCACAGCCUCUACGUCACCCUCAUUCUCUCAGAAUCCAUCAUGAACCUCUUCAAGGAUUGCAACUUCGACAGCUGUUGCAUCUGCGUGUGUAACAUGAACAUUAAAGGGGCCGAUGUGGGCGUUUACCUUAGCGACCCCAUUGGAGAGGUUCAGGAACCCUGCAGCUGUGGCUUCAGCGCCAUCGUCAAUCGACGGUACGGCAACGGCUCAGGCCUCUUUCUGGAAGAUGAGCUUGAUAUCAUUGGACGUGGCACUGACAUCUGCCGCGAAGCAGAAAAACACUUUGAGGAACUACGGCUCUCCUCACUGGAGAGAACUGGCUUUGGGAGGGGUGAGCGCAUUCCAGAUGAGCUGAUUAUUCUCCUGCAGGAUCACUGUACCAACCCCUUUUCACCCAUCUCGGUCUUGGAGCAGGAGACAGUAAUACGGGGUACAGGCAGGGUCCCAAUACCACCGUGUGUGAGAGUAGAGGAGAGGGACUACCGCAGUGACUGCUACAUGGCUUUGGAGCACGGCCGACAAUUCAUGGACAACAUGUCUGGUGGAAAAGUGGAUGAGGCACUGGUGAAGUCCACCUGCCUACACCACUGGGCUAAACAAAAUGCAGUGGAUGUGAGUGCGCUGUGCUCUCAGGAUGUCCUGCGGGUUUUGAUGUCACUACAGCCUGUACUUCAGGAUGCAAUCCAGAAGAAGAGGACUGUGCGAUCAUGGGGUGUUCAGGGUCCUCUUACAUGGCAGCAGUUCCACAAGAUGGCUGGACGGGGUUCCUAUGGUACAGAUGAGUCCCCAGAGCCUCUGCCCAUCCCCACUUUCCUGGUGGGUUAUGAGUAUGACUUUGUGGUGCUGUCGCCAUUUGGUCUGCCCUACUGGGAGAAACUGUUGCUGGAUCCUUUUGGCUCCCAAAGGGAUGUUGGGUACCUGGUUGUUUGUCCUGACAAUGAGGCUCUACUCAGCAGCACCAAGAACUUCUUUCGAGACCUCACUGCUGUCUACGAGUCGUGUCGACUGGGUCAGCACCGGCCUAUUUCCAAAGGCUACCCUGACGGCAUCGUCCUUGUUGGCAGCACUGCGGCAAAAAAUGUUGUGGAUCAGCCAGUCAGCGACUGGUUUCUCAAGGCUGCCAGUGGCAACAGCGAUGCCUUGACUAAACUCAAACUCUAUGCACAAGUGUGCCGCCACAACAUCGCUUCAUACCUCGCCUCACAGCCAUUGGACAGUUCCCUUCUCAUGCAGCCUUAUCCCCCACCAUCAUCCACACAACUAUCUAGCUCCUCUUCCACUUUAGUCGGGCAGCAGGGCUCACUAAACCCCGGAGGUUCCUCGCUCCCCAACAGCAUUAACAAUGGGUCUGGAAAUGGAUCGGCAACAUCCAACAGCCUGUUGACAUCCUCAGGACAGCCCAGCAGUGCAGUGUCCUCUACCAAGCCCAGCUCUUUUCCUCCCUUCGGGGGUAUGGGCAGUCAGGGAGGUGCCACCCAUAGUGGACAGCUAGAACAGCAGGCUGGUGCCCACAAUACUGGCACCUCGGGGGACAACUCCAACAGUCAGGUCCAAGGAUCUGUUGAGCCUCCUGAAAGCACCUUGGAACGAGAGAAAGUGGGUCUGCCUACAGACGGAGAGUCCCACGCCAUCGUGUAUCCUCCAGCCAUUGUGGUUUACUUUGUGGAUCCUUUUAGCUAUGAAGAGGCCGACAGUGGCCUAGGGCCAGCUCAAUCCAAUGUGUGGACACUGUGUUUGCUCCGCUGCUACCUCGAGAUGCUUCAGUUCCUUCCCCCUCACAUCCGGAAUUCUAUUUCUGUGCAGAUUGUUCCUUGUCAGUACCUGCUUCAGCCAGUUCAAGGUGAAGACCGUCAUAUUUAUGUCCAACACCUGAAGUCUUUAGCCUUUUCUGUCUUCGCUCAGUGCCGACGACCGCUACCCAUCUCAAACAACGUCAAGUCUUUGACAGGCUUCGGCCCUGGCUUGGCCAUCGACACGGCGCUGAAGAGCCCAGAGAGGCCAGAGUGUCUGCGUCUCUAUACACCUCCAUUCAUCUUGGCACCAGUGAAGGACAAGCAGACGGAGCUCGGGGAGACAUUUGGCGAGGCAUCUCAGAAGUACAACGUGCUCUUUGUAGGAUACUGCUUGUCUCACGACCAACGCUGGCUUUUGACUACCUGCACUGACCUGUACGGGGAACUCUUAGAGACCAGCAUCAUCAACAUUGACCUCCCUAACAGGGCACGGAGGAAAAAGGGCUCAGUCCGACGGUUGGGCUUGCAGAAGCUGUGGGAUUGGUGCUUGGGUCUCGUGCAGAUGACAUCUGUUCCAUGGAGGGUGGUGAUUGGCCGCCUGGGCAGGAUAGGUCACGGGGAGUUAAAAGACUGGAGCAUUCUGCUGAGCAGGAGAAACCUCCAGUCGCUGAGCCGGCGUCUGAAGGAGAUGUGUCGAAUGUGCAGCAUCUCUGCCUCCGAUACACCCAGCAUCCUCAGCGUGUGUCUGGUUGCCAUGGAGGCCCAGGGUUCCUUUAUUAUCAUGCCAGACUCCGUGUCGACAGGCUCCGUGUUUGGCCGCAGCACCACCUUGAACAUGCAGACAUCCCAGCUCAGCACCCCACAGGACACCUCCUGCACCCAUAUCCUGGUCUUCCCCACCUCCGCCUUCGUCCAAGUGGCCAGCUCCAACUACACCAACAUUGACCCCAACAUUGACAUCCUCAAUGCCACCACUGAUGGGUCCGAUGCUAUCGGGAUCUUUGACCUGCUGGACCAGGAGAAUGAGUUGGUGGACCCAGACAUCAUCAACAUGUCACCAACCACUUCACCAGUACACUCACCUGGCUCACAUUACCACCACGGAGGUGAUGGCAGUAAGGGCCAGAGUACAGAUCAUAUGGAGUCUCAUGAAGAGGUUCCGAACCUCCUACAACAGCCUCUGGCCCUUGGCUACUUUGUCUCUACAGCCAAAGCUGGUCCACUACCUGAAUGGUUCUGGUCAGCCUGUCCGCAGGCUCAGAACCAGUGUCCACUGUUUCUCAAGGCCUCUUUGCACCUCCACGUGUCUUCAGUGCAAUCAGAUGAACUACUGCACGGCAAACACUCCCACCCUCUUGACUCCAAUCAGACCUCAGACGUACUCAGAUUUGUGCUGGAGCAGUACAACGCCCUCUCCUGGCUAACAUGUGAUCCGGCGACACAAGACCGGCGUUCCUGUCUACCCAUUCACUUUGUGGUGCUCAACCAGAUGUACAACUUUAUCAUGAACAUGUUGUAAUUGGUCGCCUGUUACAGAAGAAAUGUCGGGGAAGCAUUUAAGAGAAAAGCAGCAACUCUCACGAGGGUCAAACUGCAGCUGCCGGGCCAGAGGAUGGCGCUGUGUCCUGCACAGAGACGGAGUCAGACGGUCAAAGCCGUGACGGCUCCUUCCUGUGACUUAAAGAUGUGCACAUAGAUAACAAGGGAAAGCCAGACGAUGAGCUGCAGUUCAUGAACAUGAUGGAAUGAGAGAUUGGUCGUCGUGGCAUGUAGCAUGGCAGCACAGUCACUGGCUAGUCUGCUUUGGAGAGACAAGUCCAUACUUGUAAAAUUAAUGGAAGAAAAGGGACAUAUUUCAUCAAGUUUAAAAAACUGAAGAAUGGAUCUUUGGUUUUAAGACCGGAAAUUCCUUUUUAUUCCUUUGAUGAAAUUGUAUCCAAAUAAAAUGCCUGCAUCUAUCUUAUUUAUUGUAAGUUUUUAAAUGUAAAAUUUGUCUUAUUUCUUAACCUUUUAUAUAUAUAAAAAUGGAGAAGGUUUAUAUCGCCUUCCUGCUUUAAUGCUAUUGGUCUAAGAUAAUAUGUAAUUGUCUUAAUUAAAAAAA